Molecule: messenger RNA, 2503 nt
Organism: Olea europaea var. sylvestris
Lineage: Eukaryota; Viridiplantae; Streptophyta; Magnoliopsida; Lamiales; Oleaceae
Product: mannosyl-oligosaccharide glucosidase GCS1-like
Exons: 16
Coding region: 445-1962 (505 amino acids)
Biological process (GO): protein N-linked glycosylation; oligosaccharide metabolic process
Cellular component (GO): endoplasmic reticulum membrane
Molecular function (GO): Glc3Man9GlcNAc2 oligosaccharide glucosidase activity
Source: RefSeq, a predicted model, not a curated record
AGAAAAAUGUAUUAAAAUUUUAAUGGAUGUCAAACAAGGGCGACUCGGUGAAUUUGGUAAUGAUUCCUGUAUAUAGGGUACUCUAGUUCUUGCUGCAGCUCGUGUAAUGCAUCGGCGUGUUCAUUUUAACAACUAAUAUCUGUUAGUGGGUUUUAUAUCCAUGUUUGCCUUCAGCUCUUCAAUUUUAAUUAGAAGUGAAUAAAGUACUUAAUAUUUUUCUUUUGUUGCAUCGUAUUAUCAUCAUGCAAUACUUUCAAUCAUUAAAAUUUACUUAAUAUUAUAAAGAAGUGCUUAGAUUUUUGUCGAUGUCCUGUAGACACUCCGUGGUGUAUGCUAUACAUUUGUUGUCUUCCUCUAAUAUACAAUAUUCUGAUUUGAUGUCAUGAUGUGUUGAAUGAUUCAGACAUAGUGAAGUAAUGUCAGAACUUGUGCACCUCUUCUUUUAUGUGGCUGAUGCGUGGAACUGCUGUUGAUUUGGGCGGAGGUGUCAUGGACAUUCAUGAUGACUCCAUCCUGGCUUUGGUUCGCGGAAUGAUUUUGGAUGAUUAUGAGAUCCAUUAUUCUGGUUUCAAGACACUUCACAUUCACUGUCUAUCUGAACUUGUCACAGCAAAUCUUGGAACCCAGGCUAGGAAAUUUAAUCGUUUGCAGCUUUCAGACACAUCUGACCAUUCUCCAAACAUUCUAGUUCUUCAGAUCUCUGCUAGGAUUUCCUUCAAAGCAGAUGUUGUUUUUGUAUCAGGAUCCAGUGGUCAUAAUUCAAGAAUGGAAGAGCGUUUUAGAAGCCUCACAGGUUGCUCUUUGACUGCUCAUCUAAGUGAAAAGCAAAACCAGUUUGAAGAAAAAUUCGAAAGGACCUUUAAUAUCUCUGAUGAGCUAAAUCCUGAAGCCAAGGCAGUAAGUAAGGCUGCUCUUGGGACUUUGUUGGGUGGAACUGGGUACUUUUAUGGCCAAUCAAAAAUCUCAACUCCACCAUCCUCUAAUCAAAAGCUUGGUGAUAAUUUUAUUUCAUAUUGGCCAGCUGAGCUAUAUACAGCAGUUCCAAGCCAACCCUUUUUCCCUAGGGGAUUUUUGUGGGAUGAAGGAUUUCAUCAACUACUAAUCUGGCAUUGGGAUGUUCAUAUUUCUUUGGAUAUAAUUGGACAUUGGUUAGAUCUGAUGAAUAUUGAAGGAUGGAUUCCACGUGAGCAAAUUUUAGGUGCUGAAGCUUUAAGUAAGGUCCCGGCAGAAUUCGUUCUUCAGUAUCCAACCGAUGGAAAUCCUCCAACAUUAUUUUUGGUUUUAAGAGACUUGAUGUGCAGCAUUAAGAAAAAUCAGUUUGCUGCCACAGAAAGAAAUGAGAUCUCCAUCUUUUUGGAUCAAGCAUUUAUUCGUCUUGAAGCAUGGUUUAACUGGUUUAACACUACACAGUCAGGAAAAAUUGCAAGUACCUACUUUUGGCACGGAAGAGACAAUGCAACCAUUAGAGAACUGAAUCCAAAGAUGCACUUUGAUUAUACCUAUGGAGCUUAUUUUGAUUAUGGAAAUCAUCCCGACCAGGAUUCAUGGAUUUUAGAAAAACAACUUGAUCUCAUUUCAAACAGAAGUGCUCUGUGGACCGACUUUGGACUCAAAUCUCUUGCCAAGACAAGCACACUGUACAUGAUACGCAACACUGAGCACGAUCCACCAUAUUGGAGAGGGACAAUUUGGAUGAACAUGAAUUAUUUGGUUCUUUCUUCACUUAACCACUAUUCUAAAGUUGAUGGACCAUACAGAGGGAGAGCAAAGACUGUCUACAGUGAUUUGAGGGAUAAUUUGAUAAGAAAUGUGGUAAGAAACUAUAACCAGACCGGCUUUUUCUGGGAACAGUAUGAUCAGAAGAAUGGAAAAGGAAAAGGAAAAGGAAAAGGUGCGCGCCUCUUUACUGGUUGGACGUCACUUGUGCUGUUGAUCAUGGCAGAAGCAUAUAACGAAUGUUAGUACAUGCUAGCAAAAGGCAAAAUCCUCUCCACAAUUGCAUUGGAUCGUGCAAAUCAGACUUCAGUUGCAGUUGACUUGACUUGACACAGUGUAUGUGAUUCAAUAUCAGUGUUAGAUUAUAGAAACAGGAUCACAGGACAGCCUAGACACACAGAAUUGUAACUUAUAUCGAUCAAAUUUGAAUGUGCAGUUACAUGAUUAUUAUUUUUUUUUGGCCUCGGGCAUGUAAUUCAAAGGCGAUAUGAUCCCAAGCUUCAAUUACGUUUCUGAUAGCAAUGGUACAUGAAUGUCAAAGCCUUGUUAUAUCAAGGUUUUUUCCUCAACUAUCAACCCUGUAUAGCGUUACAAAGAAUAAAGGUUUAGAAUGGCGUCACAAGAUUUUCCGACCUCUACCUCAAUAUAAAUGGAUGAACACAAUACUCACAUCAGUUCUAUCUUCCUUGAAAGUAUCUUGAAAUUGGAUUGUGUUGGCAUAAUGAUACAGAAAAUGCACUCUUCUCAUUUACUUCUAGAUGUAAAAUAAUUUCCAGUUCAUUUCCCG